Oryza sativa Japonica Group (Japanese rice) is the source of this 1240-nucleotide messenger RNA. RefSeq lists its product as uncharacterized. Lineage: Eukaryota; Viridiplantae; Streptophyta; Magnoliopsida; Poales; Poaceae. The record is from RefSeq and is a predicted model, not a curated record.
CACAUUGUCUGCAUCAGGAUAAGAAAAGCCGGUACGGUUGGUGACCAUGCUGCUGAUGCACAGUCAUCUCAAGCAGCAAAAACUGCCAGCAUCAUCUGCACUAUGUCACCACCCAAUUUGCAAGCAAUUGUGUGGCACAUCCUCCUUUUAGGUGGUCUUGAUCCAUUCCUGCUUUAUUUCUAACCUUGUCAUUUCUUUGCCAAUUUAUAUGUGCCCUUGAUUCCUCGUUUGCUCAUCUGCUCUUUUUUCGAUAUGUAUCUAUCUUGUUGUAUCUUCUUUUCUCAUGACGAGCGAUUCGGUUUUUUGCGGCUUUCGAUCUAUGCUACCCUAGAUACCUGCCAAGAAAGGGCACAUACAGGUUGAUUGAUUAGCCAAUACUGAAUUCAUUACAAGAGCUUUUAGCCUCUCAUUGCCUAUGAAAAUGCUCACCUACUUUUGUAGAUAUAAAAAUAAACCCAUCAUAUGAGCUAAUGAAGCACUUCAAGAAAAAGUCAAUUUUUAUAGCAGAUUAGAGAUUGGGCUACAGCUAGCCUAAACACAUGAUUGUGGAGGAUGUUUCAGAGUCCUCUAUGACUCCAUGCUCCAUGACAAAUGAGCUAUAAAAUAGCUCAAUUCUGAAGCUCCAUAUGACCCCCUCAUGGAUGCAGAAGAAUAGUAGAAAAGUACUUCAAGAUGGAGAGAGUUCCUGCAGUUCAUCUGGCAGUGGUGCUCCUGGCCUUCUGCUGCCUCAUCCAUGCAUCAUCAAGUGCUGAAACUCCACUCCCACCUGCCCUCAAGGUGAUGCAGCGUUUUGAAGCAACUCCAGUCUCUAGCAGAGGAGAUGAUCAGGCUGCCGCCGUCAUCGCCGGAGAACCGGAGGCCGGCGAGGUCAACGGCAGGAUGGAACUGGAGCUCACCGAUUACCCGGGCUCCGGCGCCAACGAUCGGCACUCGCCAUGGGGGCAGGAGAGGAGAAACUGAGCAGCAGCAGCAAAAAAUCUUCAGAGAAAACUUCAUCCAUGGUCACUUUCUUCAGAGAGAAAAUUCAGACUUUGUACCUGUACCAUAUCAUGUAUACUUAAUUAUCUCUACUAUUUUCUACACAACUGUUACAGUGUUUCUACACCCUGUGUAACAUGAAAGAGAGGAUUUGGGAGUUAAUUAACGACUGAUAAUCAGUCGCCGGCACCAUAAUAUUAUAACAAUUAAUUAUAACAUUUCUAGUAAGUUUUUUAGUCAAAGUUGUUAUUUGUUUAAUUAA